AUGAUCCAGAUCUGUGAUGAUAAACUCUUCAUAUUUCAGCUGCUGCUCCUCGUGUCAUUCGUGGCAUGUGAGACGAAAGAGAUCUUGACUUUCACUGCACAUGAAGGAGGAACAGUUGAGAUAAACUGUCCAUAUGAGUCUAGAUAUGAAGCACAUGAGAAGUAUCUCUGCAGAGGAGAAUGUCCAAGAAUGAUUAAAGACAAAGUUGUUGAAUCUGGAUCAGCAGCUCGAGGCGAGAGAUUCUCUCUGACUGACAACAAAACAGCCCACAUCUUCACCGUCACCAUCUCUGAUCUGAGAACAGAGGAUCAAGGACAAUACUGGUGUGGAGUAAAGAUAGGGCUGGGGUUAUUGGAUGACUUUACAGAGAUUCAUCUGGAAAUUAAACAUGUGUCCCGAGUGUCUGGUGUGACUGGAAAGCAUCUUUAUAUUCCCUGCCAUUAUAAAAGUGAACUGAAGAACAAUGUCAAAAUCAUCUGCAAAGGAAGCGACCCGUCCCUCUGUGAGACAUCAGCUAUCAGAGUUUCAUCAGAGAUCAAGAGUAAUGGCCGUUUCUCUCUGAGUGAUAAUGAAUCUACUGGAGUCUUUACUGUGACCAUCACUAAUCUGACAGAAGAGGAUUCUGGGAUAUACUGGUGUGGAGCUGCACAGAGAGGACAAGAGCACAAGAACAAGUGGAUUUCAGUGAUAGACCUGAACAUUUCUGCCGGCACAUCAGAGAGUGCGUCACCUAAACCAACAACAACUACAGCUUCGUGUCACACCAGCAAACCAGCGACAGAAGAUACCGCCUCCAGCAGACCCGUCACGUCUUCAUCAUCAUCAUCAUCACCUUCAGUGUUAAUGUUUUGCUCAUCGUCUGCUAAUGCAGUGUCACCAAAACCACAACCAGGUUUAACGCCAGUCAUCAUGCUGUCAGUUAUGGGGAUAUUGAUGGUGUUUGGAUUCUUAGUGUUUAUUUUCUUAAGAUGCAGACGAAAGAAAUAAGGAGUGCGGCUGAGAGACGUCAUUCAUGUCUUGGCUGAUAAUCUGUCUGCUAAAGAAGCCACUCAUACUGUCUGUCAUUAUGAAGAGAUCAUUUGCACAGACAGCUACGGUUUGGGCCUUCCUGUGUUUGAUGAACACAACACCUGUUCCACCAUCAUAUUUCAGACUACAGACCAUCCAGACAGGACUUCAGACGGACAGGAGACAUGCAGCUCUCUAACUGUUAGAAAGACUGUGGCAUUGGACACCAGGCCAUUAACAGUUAAACUCUUACAUAUCUGAGUCUGAUGGACUUCUAAUAAUUGUAUAUCCAUCAUUUGUAGAACAAUAAAGCACACAAGGUACAUUGUGAAGAAUUCAGUUAGUGAAGAAAGCUUCCUAAUGAUAUUGAAAACAUAUUUGUCAAGUUGUUUAUAAAUCUGAUUGUCCACUUAAAAUAAAGAGAUACUAUUAUUUUAUCUUUUUAAAUAUGAUAUAUGGAAUAAUAUUUCUUUGGCUAUGAUGAGUAUUUGAGAUUGACAACCGCAUUUACUUACAGGUUUGAGUUUUAAAACAUCCUGUUGGAAGAAAAAUCUAUUAAAUGCAUAUUAACAAAUCA
This is a messenger RNA of Cyprinus carpio (common carp), 1585 nucleotides long. RefSeq names its product CMRF35-like molecule 5. NCBI's taxonomy places the organism in Eukaryota, Metazoa, Chordata, Actinopteri, Cypriniformes, Cyprinidae. The record is from RefSeq and is a predicted model, not a curated record. The transcript is spliced from 7 exons. The coding region runs from base 1 to 987 and encodes 328 amino acids.